AUGGGGGAAUACAGUCACACCAUCCCUGUCCAGAUCGGUAGCAAUCGCCCAGGUCCUCAUCCAUCAUCGUCUAGAAGACCGGUAGAUCAUCCAGAAUGGCAUGUCCAGUCUCCGACCGGAUACACGGCGGGAACAAACCUGCUCGGCGAGCCCUGGCAAACCGACCGCCCAUUCAAAGUCAUCGUCAUGGGCGCCGGUGCCGCAGGCAUUGAUUUUCUACAUCACGCAUCGACUGAAUUGAUAGACUUAAAUAUCGAGGUCAAAUGUUUUGAAAAGAACGCCGAUGUGGGCGGUACGUGGUUUGAAAAUCGAUAUCCUGGCUGUGCCUGUGAUGGUCCAUCUCCCAGCUACCAAUUUGCUUGGAGACCGAAUCCAGAUUGGUCAAAAUAUUAUUGCAGCUCUCUGGAGAUAUGGCAGUAUCUCAAAGGUAUUGUUCUUGAUGAAGGGUUGGAUCGAUAUAUCCAACUUCAGACCGAAAUCACUGAGGCAAGAUGGGAUGACGAGAUCGGGAGGUGGGUACUUACGCUAUGUCGGGCGGAUGAUUCAGCAUUGUGGACAGAGCAUUGUGAUGUGCUUUUGAAUGGUACAGGAUUCCUGAAUGCUUGGAAGUGGCCAGCUAUUCCUGGUUUACAUUCCUUCCAGGGGCGUCUUUUCCACACUGCUCGCUACGAAGAGGGGUAUGAUCUCAAAGAUAAAAGAGUAGCCAUUAUCGGAUCUGGUAGCUCUGGUGUCCAGGCAGUGGCUUCUGUUUACUCAGAUGUAUCAAAGCUUUAUACCUGGGUACGCAGCCCAACUUGGAUCACGGCAGGAUUUGCUCAGAAAUAUGCUGGCAAGGAUGGCGCAAAUUUCGAAUAUUCCGAGGAAGAGAAAUACGAAUGGCGCGAAGAUCCUGAGAAGUACCGUGAAUACAGGAAGAUGAUCGAGGAUGAAAUCAACCUACGGUACCGGGCAGUUUUACGCAAUACAGCUGAAUCUCAGAAGGGUGCCGAGUCACACAGGAUCUCUAACUACUCCAAGUUCUCAUAUACAGACAUGCAUAAAAAGCUCGGCGGGGAUCCUCGCCUUGUGGACAAAAUUAUCCCAAAAGACUUCAACGUCGGGUGCCGGCGCCCAACUCCAGGAAAUGGCUACCUUGAAGCACUUGUAGGAGAGAAGACUACACUUUUCACCGAAACAAUCAAAGAAAUCACACCGAAGGGGUUUCGGAGCCAAUCUGGACAAGAGUAUGAGUGUGAUGUCAUCAUAUGUGCCACUGGCUUCGACACCUCAUAUCGUCCCCGAUUCCCUGUCAUCGGAAUAAAUGGCGUCAAGCUUAGUGAGCGUUGGGCUGAAAUCCCUGAAUCUUAUCUUGGCAUCGCCGCUCCGGACAUGCCAAAUUAUUUCAUGUUCACAGGGCCAUUCACGCCGGUAGCGCAAGGCGCUAUUUUACCCAUAUUAACCGCAAUGAGCAAGUAUUUCAUGCAACUCAUCAGGAAAAUGUAUAUGCAUCAUAUCCGACGUGUCAUCCCCAAGGAUUCUGUGAUUCAGGACUUUAUGGAACAUGCCCGUGUCUAUCUACCUCGUACCUGCUGGGCGGAUCCUUGUACCAGCUGGUUUAAGCAGGGUAGACCGGAUGGCCCGAUCGUUAUGUGGCCUGGUUCUCGACUGGCUUUCUUCGAGGUAGUCAAGGAGCCUCUAUGGGAGGAUUUUGAUAUCCAGUAUCUUUCCAAAAAUCGAUUCGGGUUCUUGGGUAGUGGGUUUGCGAAAUAUGAAUUUGGAAGUGCGGGCGAGAGCUCUCCGUAUUUGAAUGGGGAGUUCAUACACACUCGACCAAAGAAGGAGGUGGAGACUAUGAUUGAGAGUAGUAAGUGA
Messenger RNA from Penicillium manginii, 1851 nucleotides. Its product is annotated as flavin-containing monooxygenase. The record is from RefSeq and is a predicted model, not a curated record. The transcript has 4 exons. Lineage: Eukaryota; Fungi; Ascomycota; Eurotiomycetes; Eurotiales; Aspergillaceae. Gene Ontology annotation, molecular function: flavin adenine dinucleotide binding; NADP binding; N,N-dimethylaniline monooxygenase activity. Bases 1 to 1851 code for a protein of 616 amino acids.